Molecule: messenger RNA, 1341 nt
Organism: Suillus subaureus
Lineage: Eukaryota; Fungi; Basidiomycota; Agaricomycetes; Boletales; Suillaceae
Product: FAD/NAD(P)-binding domain-containing protein
Exons: 3
Coding region: 1-1341 (446 amino acids)
Molecular function (GO): FAD binding
Source: RefSeq, a predicted model, not a curated record
AUGUCGUUACCUGACAAUUCUACUGUGCUUAUUGUUGGCGCAGGCCCCUCUGGUCUCGCUGCUGCUCUUUCUCUCAUCCACCACGGGUGUCGUGACUUCGUCAUCGUCGACGCCAUAGUCGAAGGACAGAACGUAUCACGUGCCAUUACUAUACACUCUGCGACCGUCGAGGCUUUAGCCAGCAUCAAUGCAGUAGAUGUAUUACUAUCUCGAGCUAUCAAGGGGAAGAGCAUCAGAAUUACAUCCCGUGAUUCGCAGAUUUUUGAGGCCAAAUUCGACCCUCUCAAGAAACAUUCUGCCUACCCCUACGCACUCUUCGUCCCUCAAAAUGUGACCGAGCUUGUGCUUGUACAGAAACUGCAAAGCUUCGGUGUUCAAGUUCAGCGUCCACAUAGGGUGAUUGGAAUGAAACAGAACGAGCAGGAUCCUCACAUCACCGACGUCUCCUUUGAAGAUGGUCAAGUCAUCAAAGCUAGAUAUAUCAUUGGCGCAGAUGGCGCUCGCUCGACUAUUCGUACCGUUUCUGGAAUAGGGUUCUCUGACCCAGAAGGCCCAAACCCAAGCAAUCACCUAUUGGCUCAAAUGGUCUCUGCGGAUGUCACAUUCGAGCCCGAACCUGUUGGCCCGCUAACCAUCGAGGGUCACCUCAAUGGCACAGCUUCCACAGGCAAUUUAUUUGUGCUCACACCACUCGGCAGCCGCUUCAACGACGAGCUGACGCGAGAUGGAAAACCCAUUUCAAAGCCCAUAUUUCGUAUAGAUUGUGCUGUACCACUCAAGAAUGGAGAGCCGCCUCGCGCACCGCCGAAGGAGUACAUCCAGGACUUGAUCGACACGUAUGGUCCAGCGUGUAUAACAUCAGUUCUAUCCCUUAAUCCGACGCCUGUCAAGAUCGAUCAGCUGAUCUGGUCGACACGUUUCAGAACCCAUUCAGCCAUCGCUGACCGCACCUUCACGCGUCUUGGCGCCGCAAUUUUCCUAGUGGGUGACGCAGCCCAUAUUCAUUCACCCGCGGGCGGCCAGGGCAUGAACCUGUCUAUCAGGGAUGCAAUAUUCCUUUCAGAGGUUGUCACAAAGCAUAUUCAAGCAUCUGCAGAAAACCCCGAUGUGGGUGAUACUAUUUUGCAGGAAUUUGCGGAAGCGCGUCACGCUCGAGCGUUGGAAAUUAUCGGCUUCACAAAGAAUCUUUUGAAAUUCGCAAGCCUGACGUACAAUACAUAUGCUUGGUGGAUGCCGUUUAGUCGGGCCUCUGCGCGCGAUCUGGUGCUGAGGAUAUUGGGCAGAUUUGAUUUCAUGCAGUCGAUGGUUGCAUGGGACCUGAGUGGGCUUGGAAGACGGUAA